AUGGAAGGUAGUUGUUGUUCCUUUGAUAAAAAUGGUCGAUUUUUAGCACUUUUAACCCCAGAUGGGCGCCUUAAGUUAUGGGAUUGUACUUUCGGAUCAUUAAAGCAUGAAUACACAUCGCCAUCACAUCUUUCAACGACCUGUACAUGCCUCCGUUGGAGCCGAACUUCAAGGUCGUCGGUGAGUAUUUUAGUCUCUGGAGAAAUAGAUCAUGUUUUCUCGAAAUAGUCAUUUCCUCUGCACAAUUCACGCGUAGACAAAGCGUAAAAUAUAGUGCUCAACCUUUGUUAGAGUCAGGCAUAACAUUUCUUUCACCAAUGUUUGGUUUAAAUCCGUUAGUUUUGAAGAAAUUCCCUAACCCGCCAACAUCCAGUGAGAUUGUUAAGCUGCAUUUUGUAAUUUCUGGUUUUGAAAGACUCCGUCUUUGUUUACAGCGUGACUUGAUAUUUUAGCGUUUGCUUCGACGCUCGCAUGCAUGGCAAUGUGCUGUACAAUUGAAGAAUAAAGGUUCCAUGCAACGUAAUUUCUUAUUUAAAAGAUUUCUACGUUGUCUUCAGGUAUCCUGUAUGCGUAUGCAUGCAAAUUUCAGCAAAUUUACAAUCAAGUCACGCAGUGUUUAUUACACGCUAAAAAAGCGCAAUCCCUUUCUCUGUUUUUAUCUGUACUGUUAAUGCUAAAAAAAGUUGCCGAUGAUAAGCAUUUUAUAAAUUAUCAGGAGUUUGUCAUUUUAUUAGUUAAGUUUAAUGACCAUCAUUUUUACAUCUAAUCGUGAAAAGAUGCGAUAUUAAGUUUAUUAGAAAUGCGUUAAUGUAAAUGUAACGUAACAUUAAGAAUAUCUGCGAAAGAGAGAAUUAUCGUUUACAGUAUUCUACUGUAAGAGCUCUGUAAAGCCCUUGACCCUCUAGUUUUGAUUGGUGACUUUUCAUUGAAAGGAUAUUUCCUUGAUACCAGCUCUUGGUGGCCCAUGUCACCAAGAAACAUGUAGGUGAUGAAAAUUAUGUGAGAUUUGUCUGAGAGAACAAAAAUGGUGUUCAAACAUUAGUCAGACUGUAUGUAUAGACAGCGGAAUCUCAAUAAUGAACUUUUUCAAAUAAUGGUCAAUAAAAAGAUGCACUGUAAAGUUCCAUAAUAAAGACCCCCAUGUGAUGUGGCAAUGUCAUGGGACAAUAAUGACUUGGAACAAAGUGACCGUGGAAUGAAAUGACCAGAUACUUGGUAGAAUGUAUGCCAGUGGUGGAUCCAGGAAAAGAUCAACCCCCCCCCCUCCCCCUCCACCGCUCUUAUUUUUAGACUAAACUGAGGCCCGACGGUCCUAAAAUAAAUCUUUUUGAGACCAGGCCCCCCUUAUCUAAAGGUCUGGAUCUGCCUCUGUAUGCUUGUUAUACAGUCAAAUCCUGCUUUACAAAAACCCACAUAAUACAGGCACCUCAUUAUUACGUACAGUUUGCUUUGUCCAUGGGGGAAGAAAGCCGUGCUUUUUCUCUUAAUGCGGACACCCUGUUGAUAUGGACACUGAGGGGGCCAUAAGAAGUGUCCGUAUUAACCUGGUGUCUAUAUUAAGCAGGUUGAAUGUAGAGAAAAUGUAAGGACUUUCUUUCCUCAGGGACAAUACAAACUGUCUGUAAUAAUGAGGUAUCCAUGUUAAGCUGGUGUCUAUAAAGCGGGGUUUAACUGCAUCAAAAAAACAAUCCCAGUCACGAAGAACUUCACUGCGUGUGUACCUGCUAACACCCAUGCCUUAUUCAUGAGACUAACACUUGUACCUGCAGAUCAAAAAAUUGGAUCUCAUAGGCCAAUUUCUCACACCUGAAAAGAAGUGCGAAUGUGUUACGAGGAGAGGUCUACUGCAGAAAGUUGCUAAAAUAAAGCAUUUUUGUUAUUUGUUAGGUUGUUCAAAGAAGGAAGAAGCAAAAGACUGCAAAAAAUACGACAGAUUCAGUUGUUGAUUCCAUAGCUCUUGGAACAUCAUCAGGGGAUAUUUUUGUAUAUAACAUUGCUGCUGGAGAAGUGAACCAGAGACUAGUAAGAAUCUCUUUUUUUUCUUGUGUCUAAUCCAUUUCUGCCCCAAAAUUUGCAAAAUCUUGUGGAGGCCGGACAGAAUGUGACCAACAGAUUGCACCCCUCUUAAUUCCAGUGGCUGUGAUAUGUCAUUUGUUCCACUAUGCUGGUUGAUGAUGAGGGUCGCACUAAAAGGGAUGAAGAAAGGGGGCAAUUAAUAAUAAUAAUAAUAACUUUAUUUCUAUAGCACUCUUAUCCUAUGUUCAAGGCGCUUUACAGUCAUGUAAAGCAUGACAUGUGUGCAGAUCUGUGUAUACGUUGCAAGUCAACAUUUUUUUUAUCAUCUUUCAGGAAGGUGGUCAUGACAACAGAGUAAAUGAUGUGUGUUGGAGUGAAGAUGACAGCACAUUAUAUUCUUGUUCAAAUGACAAACAUAUAAUAGAAUGGAACACAGAAAAUGGCCAGAGAAAAUGGUAAGAUGCCUAUUAUCAUAAUAUUUUUUUUUAAGGGUCUGAGCUCGCUGCAUUAAUAAGUCCCUCUCUUGAGUUCAUGGGUACCUUUGAUGCCUUCCUUAUUUAUUUAUGCUUCAUUUUUUAGGUUGCUUUUCGUUUCAAUAUUACUAGCCACUGUUCAGGAAUUGGGCCAGUUCUCAUCCCCGAAAUGAUUUCUUGGGAAAAAAAACUGGACCUCUGUGAGCAGUGGCUGGUCAUCAAAUGUACCCCGGCUACAGUGUUAGUAAAGUCAAGUCUUGGUAGCCACUGUUCAGGAAUUGGGCCAGUUCUCAUCCCCGAAAUGAUUUCUUGGGAAAAAAAACUGGACCUCUGUGAGCAGUGGCUGGUCAUCAAAUGUACCCCGGCUACAGUGUUAGUAAAGUCAAGUCUUGGAAAGAGUGUAGGAAUUUUGCUCAGGGGAGCUGGCAGGGCCUCAUUUUGUGUCUGCAAAAUAAGAGGGCCUGGGUGGUGACGCCCCUUCUCUAAAGUUAAUAACAAACUUGUUUAUGAACUUGUGCUUUGUCUUCUGUAGUAAGUGGAAAGCUGACAAACAUGGAGUGAGGUGCAUUGAACUUGGUCCCAAGGGAGAUACACUGCUCUCUGCUGGCAGAAGCAUUAAAUUAUGGGAUUUAGAGACAAAAGAAAAUCUAAGGGUAAGAAAUAUAAAAUGAACGGCAAGGAUAAAGUGCAAUAUAUAUGAGAUGAUGGCAAUGACUCUUGGGCAAAGAACAUGGUAUUCACCAAUAAUUAUUUUACCUACGUUGUCCACACCUGUAAAGGGGAUUUUAUGGCUGAUACAAUCAAAUUGCAUAAUAGUGGAUUACUUCAUUUGAAGUCGCAAUGUUUUUUGCCAGAUCUUGGGGGAGAAUAAGUGGCACUCACUAGGGAAGAGAAUUUAAUAAUGAGGUAAAGGCUGGAAACUGUUAGAGGCCAGAAACUAAUUUAUCUGACUGUGGUCAUAGUAACAAGAAACAAAUCAGUCAACUGUAUCCUUUAAAUUUUGUGCCUAAAAGUUUUAUUUUAACAAACUAAAAUUAGGCGAGACUGAAAGUGUCUUUUAUUUCUUUCCUGUCUGAAGAAAUUUACAGGUCAUGCAACACCAGUGACAUAUCUCUCAUUUAUACCAAGUUCCUUGUCACAUGACACAAACGCCAACCACAUUCCGAGUAAUGGAAUCAGUGGUAAUUAUUUCAUUUCCGGAGCAGAACAGGACAGACUUGUGAAUGUCUGGUAAGUUUUUUCAAAGCAGUUCAUACUAUUUGUACUCCAUUUUGAACAGCUGAAGGUCAAAUUAGGGGGAAUGAUCAUGAUAACAAUUCAGUAGUUUUAAUAUGAAUCUUGAUAGUCUGGCAUAAAAUUCAGUAAAGUAUUAUUAUUUAAAUAAUAAUCACUUAGUAAAAUUUGUAUUUUCUUGCAGGUAUGUUAACUUGGAAGCUCAUAACAAAAAUGCAUUAGUUUCACUUUCUCUCACAGACGAACCCAUUGUAGUUGAUGUCAUACGCCACAGCAAUCAAGACAAGGUAAAAAAAGUAUCUUCUUGUAAGUGUGGUAUAAUAAGGCUGCACAAAUGUUGGUGUGGUUGAUCUCUAUAUAAGGGGCAAGGGGAACUGCAAGGUAUGGGCUAUAUAGGUACACGUAUGUGCCGCUGUGAAGGGGAGGGGAUUUUAAGCAGGCUAGUUUGGGAUAGGGUAAAGAAAUCAGAGAGUUUUGAUAUAUUAUGAAAUAUCAUUUAUGUGGCAUUGAUCAACAUUAUAAAAAGUUGACUAAGAAAAACUGUACAGUGUAUGGAGCCUCAAGCUCUAAAUCCAUGAUUCCAGGGUGUCUACCGUAUAAGUUUCGUGCAAAAGAUAACAUUCCCUUGUUGCCUAAUGCCAACAGUAAGGCACCAUUGGCCUCUGGGUGAUACUGGAACAUGUCUCUGUAUAACAAACAUAAAAUACAGUGUUGAUUUUUUUUUUUUCAGCCUGUUCACAUUGCUGUAGUCUCAAAAGAUGGACAAAUACAUAUUUUCGAAUAUUCACUAAAUGGGUGAGUUGCUUAUAUAUCCUUCCUACGGUUUUCUUGGCAGUGGCUGAUAGAGCCACACUCUUGACAAAAAUGCUUCAUUGCAUUUUGCUGAGAAAAGAACUAAACCUUUGUCCAGUAAUUCCCUGGCACUUAGAGAAGUCUGAUCUGUGAACUGUUCCUUAAUUUUUUUUUCUUCAUAAAUUCAGCUCCUCCUUAACCUGUCUUAUCGUUGAGUAGACCUUUUAACAUAUGUCUUUCUCUUUCAAUUUCAGGGGUGUUAAAAAGCCCCUAAGACCAACGAGAACUAUUCAGCUAACCGGUUCUGAGAAAAAGGUAUUUAAAAAAAGUAAUUCAUUUCUUAAUUUUAUUUAUUUUCGUUGAACCCAUGCUCAGCAUCUUCAGUUCUUAGACAUGGUUGAUGAGACAGGGUUCCAUAAAGGUUUAUUUAUAGUGGAAAGUGCACUUAGCUUAUCCAGCUAGGUAACACUGAGGCACUCCAUUUAAAUACUUCGAAACAAAAAAUUCAAGUACAAGGUAACAGGAUUAAAAACCCCAACUGGCUGGAGGCAACCAGUUGGCAGUUUACAAGCAUGGCAGAGGAUUUGAACUUUGGACAACCAAGAACAAAUCCAGCAAGUGGCCAGAGCAGGUCUCAAACCCAGGAGCUCUUGAUUGCGAAUCCAAUGCACUGACCACUCCACUACUCUGCAAAAAACGCUUACAAAAUCUUUCAGCCACCAAGUGCUGGCCAAAAAGCAUGCUGUCAAUGGUGACAUUAAUUUUGUGUACUUAGCACUGUCACUUAACCCUUUAAGCCCCAAUAUCCAACUACAAAUUCUCUAGACUAAGCUCCAUACAUUUCCUUAAAGAACUGGUGAAGAGAAUUUGUUUGUAGAUCAAAGCCUUUCCCAUCAGGUGAUCAUUUCAUUAAUUCUCACAGCAUUUUCUCUUGAUUAUGUAUUAACACUGUUGGGAGAAAAUUGACUCUGGUCACUCUUGGGACUAAGGAGGCCUGGGAUUUCCUCCCACUACUAUGAGCAUGACCCCCAACUACUUUCAUAGGAAAUGAAGGGGUAAUAGAACCAAAUGAAGUUCCUAGCUGUUCACUUGCCCCCUCCCCCCCUUUCCCCCCCCCUACCACUUAUUGUAAUGGCAUUUACCCAGCAACUUGAAAUCAUAACUGACUGCGCUGAUACUCAAAUUACCUUAGCCUUUUUAAUACCUGUUAACAGUUGCAAUCAAAAGGUUCGAACUGAAAAGGAUUUUCAGUCAAAUUACAUUUUUAUUUUAUAUUAUGCUAAUCGUUACGUUGUUUUUGUUUGGUAGGAUGGAACACCAUCACCUAUACCCGUGAUGUGUAUCCGAUUGCUAGCUGAAGCAGAGCCUUCAGUGCAAGUUGCAUUUGGUUCGACUGUAAAACCACAGUUUGAAACUUUGGUAAGAACUGAACAUACUAAUCCAAGUAAACCAAACAGGGCUCAAAAGAAGUCCUUUCUGGUAAACUUUCCUCUCUGGGCAAGUAACUUUUAAAGCUCAAUUCCCCAAUGGGGGUCCAGACAAGUCAUCCUGGAACAAAAUCAUUAACUAAGAUAAGCAAGAAGUUGCCUGGCUAAAGGAAUAGCUGGGGUUGUCAAAAAGAGCUGGUAACGUUCAAAAAUCAACACCUACUCCAUGUCUUUGCUUGGCUUCUCUCUGAUUCUUUCAUAAAAGAUGGCUAAAUUAGCCACCUGCUUUAAGAAUGGGGCAUACUUUGGCACUUUCUGACAACCUUGCCAGCAAGAGUUACAUGAGAAAUGACUCCAACAAGAAUUACAUGAACAUUAAUGAUAGUCCUCUAAGCAGCAACUUGUGUCAUUGCUUAUUGAUAAUUGACCAUUAGAAGCAAUAGCUAUUAGCAUUGUCAUGAAAUAUGUUCUGAUGGCCUCCAGAAGUAUUUAGCUCUUUGAUUUUAAAACUUUCAGACUCAAAAAGUAGCAGCUUUAUGUGUAAAAAUAUAAAGAGCAAUAUUAUUCCAUGAUAGCUUUAACUGGUAUACUAAUCAGAUAAUAGUUUAGUAUUAAUAACAUUUUUUCCUUGUAGGCCUAUUCAACAAUGGAAGAGCACACUUGUCUCAUACGUGAAAACUCGUCAAACCUACUUCUCAAUAAUGGAACUCAGGAAUCACUUCAAGUGACCAAAGGUCAGAAUUCAAGGCAAACAUUGACAACUCUUGGUGCGGGUAAUAUGGCAUUAGCGACACCUUCUGUUGCUGCUGAAGAGGGACAAACAAAAGGAACAAAAGGAAAGGGUAAAAAAAGAAGUGAAGAAAGAGUGAGACCAGAAGAACAGGCAAGUUUAGUGGAUUAAAAUUACCACUUAUAACUUUUAACUCAGGCUUUAUUUAUCCUUUGUGGUUAUUAUUAUCAGUAGCAAUAUUGGUAGCGAUAGUUGUUUUCAUCCUCAUCUGUUGAUGAGUCUUUCGAAAUGAGAAACUAUUUUCUCUCCCAUGCAUGACACUUUAUCAUUUUUCAGACAGAACUGACCAGUUUCCAUACAUUUCCUUUUAUUCAAUUCUCAUAACCUUUUCUCGUGAUAAUUUGUUGAUAUUGUUGGGAGAAAAUUGAUUUUGGUCACUAUUGGGAAGUAAAGGAUUUAAGUAACAAAGUCAUUGUUGUGAUUUAUCUACAGAGCAUAGAGGAGAGGUUAAAAGCAAUAAACACAGCAUCUGCUGAAACACAAAGGUACUGUAUGGAGUCUACCAUGUCAUAAUGAUGUUAUAAGCAUUAUUAUUUUAUUCUUCACCAGUUGGUCUACAUGGGUUUUAUUUCUAUGGGAUUUUUUGUUUGUUAUCUUUACACCACAACUGAGUUAGAGCAGUUUCCAAGACAACUGAAGAGAAACUAAGUAAACUUAAAAAAUUACCCAAGUCUUAAAAUAUUAAACGAGUUCAUAAUACAAUGGAUGUCCGAUUAGCUCAGUUGGAUAAGUGCUGGUCUGCCAAGUGAGAGGCCACCAGUUGAUACCCCCAGCGUAGGGUCUAAGUUGUGGGUCUUCAAAUAACUGAGGAGAAAGUGCAGGCCCGUAACCAGGGGGGGGGUGCACGGGGUGCGUUCGCACCCUCCCCACAGGCCCCAAAGGUCCGCAUUUUGAUUCUCAAUAUCCAAGUUAAGGAGUGCAGUCGGUUAAACUGAAGUUUCAAACUUAACAGUGAUAUUUAAACAAAAUCAAAGAAUGGAAAAAGUAGUAGUGUAUUCACUGGGAAAAUAAAACCAGCUGCACUCUAGUAGCCCGAGUCAUUCAGAACAUUUCAAUGAGCGUACAGAUGUCCCAGCUUAUCUAAAUGAAUAAUGAAAUUAACAUGCGCACGCUUAAGGAGUGCGAUGAUGAUCUCUUUCCAAAUAUAUAUGCGCUCCUCAAGAUAUGCACCACAAUCCCUACAAUGAGCUGUGAAUGUGAAAGAAGUGCGAGUUUUUUAAGGCGGCUGCAUACAUAUAACAGGGCAUGCAUGGGCCAGGAAAGGCUGUCGUCCCUCGCACUAAAGCACAUACAUUAUCAAGCUAAAAUUGUUUUGGAUGAGGUGGUAAAUCUGUUUGCCACCAGACACCCACGGAGGCUGGAGCUCAGGACUAUUCUGAGGGAUUAGUUCCGCAGUAUUUUGAUGUAUCAUUUUACAUCGUAAAAUUACUCCUCUAUAACUUAAUUCAAACAGUUGUAUUCGACAAAUGUAAUAUUCAGUUCCUACCAUGUACUUUGCCGUUACAAUUUCUCAUGUAUUGCUACUUCCCUAAAUAAACGGAUCAGACAAUAAAAAAUACAUUUCGGUAGUUUGGUCCACUUUGGCCUCGUUAGCACCCCCCCACAUAAAAUCCUGGUUACGGGCCUGAAGUGCUGCCUUUGUAAUGGCAUUUGCAAAUGGUUAGACUUUCUAGUCUUCUUGGAUAAAGCUGAUAAAGCAUGGGCCCUGUCUCACAACCCUUACACCUAUAAAUUCUGUGAGACAUGAAGGAACCCAUGUACACUGUUUGUAAAGAGUAGGGGACAUGGUCCCUGGUGUGGUAGUCUAUCUCUCAUGGGGGGAGGGACUAUUACAGGCCCACAGUAAUAUUGGUGCCAUGCACUGUUGCAGUGACCCUGCCAACAAUUGCCCAAACCUAAGUAGAUACAUCAUAUAUGAUUGAAAGACAAAUUUUACCAUCUUGAAAGUACAUGGAGAGGGUCUGUAUGCUUUUAAACUCUGUUCAUCCAACCUAGUAAUGGUCCCCGUAAACAACACAAGAGUGAUGAUCUUUUAAUUAACAAUAGUCUUUAAAAACUUCUUCAGUUGAGUAUCAAAAUAAUGUAUGCUAUCCUUUUUAGAAGAAAAGCAAGUGGUCCCCCAACAGCUGAUUCAUUAGUGCAGAUGUUAAUACAGGCUCUUCAUAGUCAAGAUAACAAUCUACUAGAGGUAAGUAUGAUAAUACACUGCAGGAAUGUGUUAAUCUCCUUCAAUAAGGGCCCAUACUGUAAUAAGUGUGCUUCCCCAACAAAUCACCCUUCCCGCUUGGCCAAACUAGCACAUAAGCACCCCUCUUCUUCCUUGCUUUCUUAAACAGUAAAUUAAGAUACCACAAGAAACGUUUCUCUCUUUUCUCACUGCUAUAAUUGUUUAAAAGUGAAAUUGGCCAGCAAUAUUGCUGGAGCAGUUUUUUUCCAUCAAGUCAGCUCCAGUUACAUUCAUCUGCAUGUGCUGGCAGAGUCCUAUUAUAAAGAUCUAGCCAAAAGAACGUUUCACUUUAUUAAAGAGAGAACUUGGAGAUGGCUCCUCUUCUGAUCAAGAACCCUCUAUUAAAUAAGUGCCCUCUCCCCUCCACCACCCCCACCCCUUCUGACCAGAUACUGGAUGCUUGUUAGAGGUAAAUUAAUCAUCGACUAUUCUAGAAGGCCCCUUAGAAUGUAUGGGUGAUCAACUGUUCUUUGUUAUUCCAGGAUGUUUUAUGGCAAGGGGGAAAAAAGGAAACAGUUAUGAAAAAUACAAUUAAAGGACUUCCAGUCACACUCACUGUUCCAUUCUUGACAGAGGUUUGUUGGACAUCUUUUAUUAUUCACUGUUUUGUCAGAUCUCCUGUGUUCUGUUGCAUAGAAAUAUGACAAAAUUGUAGCUGCAAAGUUGGUGGAUUCAUUUAUUCAUUUAUUUGUUUGUUUGUUGUUUUUUAUUUAUUUAUUUUUGCAGCUUGUUCACAAGAUUGAAGCCAUGCCUUGGAGGUAAGUAUUGCUAGAGUCUCAAUUUUAAAUAGCCUCAUGCUUGCUUGUAUGGUGAAGGGAGAAUUUAACACAAAAUCUUUAAACACUUGGUCCCUCUAAACCCAUCUGUGCAUUCCUUCAUUAAUUUAAGUUUAGUUGCCUAAGAAAACAGCCAACAUUUUGCAUUGCCACUAUAGCUACUGGUUCCACUUUGGCAUUUGGUAGUGAAACCGGUACUGCUGCCAUGAAAAUUUGGCUGUUUUCUCAGGCUAAUAACAUAACCACCCUUUCACUGUUUAUUGUAUCUUCAGAACUUACCAUAGAAGCCUUGUCUUAUGGUAGUCAAGUGUACUUAUCCAGCUUUUUUCUUUAUUUGUUCUAGAGGAGCACAAUUAGUGCUAUGGAUCAAACAAAUUUUAAGUACUCAUAUGGCUUAUUUAAUGACGGUAAGAUGUUAUCUCUUUGAUGUAAAAGAGUGCAUUAUAUUGAUCACGUGGGAACGUGAAAUUGCAACCAAGGAUGAAAAUGAACCGCAUCACAUACACUUAGUCUGUUAAUAAUAAUGUAAUAUUUUUUCCGCUUUUUUUUUAUUAAGGUCCCAGACCUUGUGAAGACCCUUGGUGGACUAUACGCCAUGAUGGAGUCACGUGUGAGCACUUAUGGUAAACUAUGCAAACUGCAAGGUCGUUUGGAUUUGAUGCUGUCACAGGUAUGGCUUUAACCCUUUAAGCCCCAGUAACCACAUACAAAUUCUUCAAACUGAUCUCCAUACAUUCAAAUUCCUGAAAGAAUUAGUUGAGAGAAUUUGACAAAAGAUCAAGGCAUUUUUACUUGGGUGAUCAUUUUAUUAAUUCUCAGAACUUAUCUGUUGACAGUGUAUGGAUAUUGUUAGGAGAAAAUUCAUCUUGGUCACUAUUGGCACUUAAAGGGUUAACUCUCCAGUUCAUCCUCCUGUGCCAAGGCUCAUGCUAUAAGAAUUUUUUGGGUCAAUUUAGGUUACUGGAAACUGCCCACCUACCCCUCCCCUAAACUAACAUUAACACUUACCUCUUACUUAGGGCAAAAUUUUGGCUUAGGAGAGGGGUAGGUGGGCAGUUUCUCAGAACCCUAUAUUGAUCCAAUUUUUUUGUACUGAAUGUGUCACAGUCUUACAUAGGAGGUUUGAACACAGUUCUUGUUUCAUUACUGUAUAAAUAAAAAUAGCUUAACCUUACCUGGUGGGGAAACACCACUUCAAUUUUGUGCCAAUAACUGUUGGUCCAUGUUGCGUUAUUUUGCAUACCACCAAUUAAAGGUUGGCCGCAUCAUUGGUUUCUGUCCUUUUCUCCAUGGUAGUGUAGGUGGGGUUUCUUAAAUCCUUUAAAAUUGAUUAAAGCCCAGCAUAAGGAGUUAUCCCCUUAAUAUUUCUGCACCACUUUCCUCUGUGUGCUUGUUUCCAAGGAUGUAUGAUGAGUCAUUAUAAUAUUUGAUAGGAAUUGCCGUCAGAUCAGUUAUUAGCUGAAGACACCUUCUACUCUGACAGUCUCUUGGAAAUGAGCUUUGCACCUAUUUUUAUUAAGAUUUUCUGUUUCUCUUGGUCCAAUAUUUUUUUAUAUUUUUUUGUUUGUAGGUGGAUUCCCAGAGCUAUAACACUGCAGAUGAUAAAAUUCCUGGACCAUCAGUUGUCUAUCAGGAGGAAGGUCUGAAAUAGUGAUAAUAUUUUUUGAGCCCGAGGGCCUUAUUUAUCUUCAUUAGUUCUUGUCUAUAUGAUAUUCUAGGCACUUUUCUGUUAAUGCUAGGUCUGGGUCUAGGUCACUCAACAUCCCGGGAGGGGGAGGGGAGGGUGGUUCGUCCUAACAAUACACUCAUGGGGAUGUGCUGCUGGAUGGGGUCACAUUUUCAUGACUGGAUUGACUAUAAUGGGGUUGCAUUGUCAAUAGANGGUCUAGGUCACUCAACAUCCCGGGAGGGGGAGGGGAGGGUGGUUCGUCCUAACAAUACACUCAUGGGGAUGUGCUGCUGGAUGGGGUCACAUUUUCAUGACUGGAUUGACUAUAAUGGGGUUGCAUUGUCAAUAGAGUUACUAGAAUGAUGUCGCACAUUUUCGGGAUUUUGGGGUUAGAAAAUUUAGGUUGGUAGGGAUUUAAAUUGGGAAGAUUUUUACUGUAUUUUAGUUUAACAAAGGUGUCAAUUCAAUUGAAGGCGAUUUAGUUAAAAGGCUGAUAAGGUAGAUGCAUAAACAGAUAGUGACUAAAUUGGGAUUGUGAAAAUAACAUUUGCCCUAAAGUGACUAAGAUGGGGUCUGUAAUUGGGGGGAAGAGGUUUUGAUAGGUCAGCGGCACAUACCCAGCAAAAAUUAACCCAAGAAGGCCCUCACAAUAAAAGUAUCUACAGUGAUUAACACAAAAGAGUGUGCCCAGUAUGAAAGUCAAGGAAGCUACCCACCUAUCCCUCCCCUAAUCUAAGAUUUUGCUCAAAGUGAGAAGUAAAUGUUAAUGUUGGGUUAGGGAAGGUCGGUGAGCAGCUUUCCAGAGUCUUACACUGAUGCAUUACAGAAAACGCAGUAAAACACUGUUUUUCCUUCUAAAACAGAUAGUAUUAUAACUGUGUAGCAAAUCAGGUGUAUUUUUCAUUAUGAUAUUAACUGUUUCUGCUAUGUUAAGUCAUUGUGACACAUAUCGUUUUUGCCAUUUUUCUUUCUCUAUCCUUAUAGACUCCGAUGAGGAACCACUUGUACCUAUUGAGGCCGAAGACUCAGAAUCCGAUGUAUGUUCUUACUUAUUUCUUGUAACUGUGACACUGGAAGACCGUAUAAAAAUAAUAGUUUUUAUAGUAGCUGUCGCGUGCAGUUACUAGGGAGCUUUAGCAACGACGACGGCGACAGUAGCGAGAACGUCUUCAUUUAAAAGACUUCGCUUUUUUCGAACUCUGUCGCGAUUAUUCCGACUCGCGUAAAAUCUCAAAUGUAGGUGACUUCACCUGGAUUUGAAUUCUUAGCGACUGCUGUCUACACCCUAGCCCGCGUGGCAGGCGUUAAAAGGGGAAGGGGAAGGGGAUCGGGUAAGGGGGAAUUUGGGCGCGCGAGGGAGAAAGUAAAGGAACGCGUUCCCCUCCUGCCUCCUCCCUCGCGCGUGGUCUCGCGCCCUAAUUCCCUUUCCCUUCCCUUUCGAACGCCUGCCACGCAGGCUAUCAGCACCCAAGUUUAGAGGGAGAAAGAGAAAUCUGUCCUGGUGUGUUUACGUCCUCCUUAAAACGUCGCAUGAGGGAAUGCCACGUCGUAGUCGUGCAGCGACGACAAAGAAAGUACGAAAAGUGUGCUGCACGUACAAAGUUGUUGUUUUGCUGAAAAAACCUAUUGCUUUCUUGACGUUCUCGUUGGCUUCGCCGUCGUCGCAUCUGAUCGUCCCUUUUCUAGGCAAAGAAGACGGUAACAACAUCAGGGUCGUUUUAAUAACGUUAAAACUGUUUCUCUUUUGUAGGAAAAUUGGGAAGAAGAUCUUGAUAACGAAGACGCCUCAGAAUCAGAAUCCAAGGAAGAAAGUGAGGAUGAGACUGAAGCAGGAAAUGAUAAUGAUGUUGAUGAUUACGAUGAGGAUGAUGUGGAAUCUGAGGAGGAAAGUUAA
Molecule: messenger RNA, 13297 nt
Organism: Porites evermanni
Lineage: Eukaryota; Metazoa; Cnidaria; Anthozoa; Scleractinia; Poritidae
Source: the annotation of a GenBank genome assembly